Molecule: messenger RNA, 468 nt
Organism: Solanum pennellii
Lineage: Eukaryota; Viridiplantae; Streptophyta; Magnoliopsida; Solanales; Solanaceae
Exons: 1
Coding region: 1-468 (155 amino acids)
Source: RefSeq, a predicted model, not a curated record
AUGAGAUCUAUGAGGUGUGAUCAAAGACCAAGGGAUGAAGUAGUCGAAAUGGUAAAUGAUCCCCCAAAGUUCAUGAUCACAGAUAAAACCCCACAACUACUAAUGGAUUGGUGGAAUGAUAUGCAUGAAUUUAGGCGGACUGAGAUAUUCAAACAUCUUGGUUUCCUUACAGAUAUCAUGAGAUUUAGUCCUAACAGAGGUUUGAUCGAGGCUUUGAUCCCGUUUUGGGAUUUCACAAACAAUGUGUUUCGAUUUAGUGAUUUUAAGUUGACGCCUACAUUAGAAGAAUUGGGUGGUUUCACAGGUUUAGGCCAGGAUCUUCGAACUAAAACACUGAUAGCCCCUAGGAGUGUCAGCGAAAGUAAAUUUCUAGAACAGAUGCACAUCAUCCAUCCUCAUAAGAAGUAUUUUGAUGAUGGUUUGGUUUCUUUGGAAUUCUUGUACUCAAGAUAUGGAAAGAAGGAAUGA